AUGAGUCGUCCAGCGUACGAGCAGUUUACUGCUCAACCUCCACAACCUGCGGGUGAUUUUGCAGGUGCUCCACAAAUCGGUCCAAAUGGAGAGCCAAUACCUACUCAGGGCCAGGAGCUCACAAUUGCAAGGUUGGAAAACUCCUUAGCGACAAUGGAAGAGCAAAAUCUUACUUACGACCCUCGAUAUGCUAAAAUGCAACAACUCAAAGCUCGACUAAUUGGCACAAAUCCUGAAGUUCCACCACAAGCAUCACCUGUCCCUGCUCCAGGGCAACCACCGCAAAUGACACCAUCACAACUAAAUCAAUUGAGAGCUCAAGUCAAUGUUUAUAAAUUGCUUGCCAGGAGCAAGCCUGUACCAUCAAGCAUGGUAUCAGAAGCAGUUGUAGUCAAACCUAAACCUACCACACUCUUACCUGAUGCUUACGAAUAUCCUGCUGAAGGAGAAAACGGUGAAAAGCUUCCUUAUGAUCUCAUGCAGAUUUUAUCCAUUCAUCAAAAACGUUGUACUAGAGCCACUACUCUUCCCGUCCCUGGUGGAAUUGAUCCUAUUUCAGUACUAAAAGAACGAGAGCACAGGAUUCAAAACAGAAUCGGCUCUCGAAUUCAAGAAUUAACUAACUUACCUGCCGAUAUGCCCAUCAACCUCCGGAUGAAAGCUGAGAUAGAAUUCCGUGCUUUAAGACUUGCUAAUUUGCAAACACAGGUACGAGGAGAAAUAUUAUCUGCCUUAAAAAGGGAUACUACCCUCGAAACAGCCUUGAAUCCAUAUGCAUAUCGUCGUGUAAAACGACAAACUUUACGCGAAGCUCGAAUUACCGAGAAGCUUGAAAAGCAACAGAAGGUUGAUCAAGAGAGAAAACGUCGUCAGAAACACACUGAUCUCAUGCAAGCCAUUAUUUCUCAUGGACGAGAAUUCAAAGAAUACCAUAGAAACAACUACAUCAAAAUGCAGAAGGUUAAAAAAGCCGUUGUUACAUAUCAUCAGAACAGCGAGAGAGAAAGAAAGAAAGAUGAAAUCAAAAACGAAAAGCUUCGUAUGCAAAAACUCAUGCAAGAAGACGAAGAAGGUUAUCGUGCUUUGCUUGAUGAGAAGAAGGAUCAACGUCUUGUGUACCUUCUUCAGCAAACCGAUGAGUAUAUUGAAAGUUUGUGCAGUUUGGUCCGUCAGCAUCAAAAUACUGAGAAGAAACGAAAGAGAGAUGAGCGCAGAAUGGACAACCGAGAGACAACUGGUGAAUCAAGAAUUCAUCUAAGAGAAAUGGCAACUGGACGUAUUCUAUCGGAAGACGAGACUCCAAAAGCUGAUGAAGUCGAAGCUUGGCUUGAGACUCAUGAUGGCUACGAGAUUGUUCCACGAGACGAUAUGUCUGAUGACUCGGAAAUUGAAGAUGAAGCUCCUCCACCUGAAGAAGAAAAGGAGGAGGAUAAAUAUGCGGGAUUAGACGAAGAAACCAAGGCGAAACUGAUUAUUGAGAAGGCUAGAAACGAAGAAGAUGAAUAUGAUCUGAAGAAUAAGAAGAUGAUGGCAGAUUAUUAUGCCACAGCUCACAGAAUCAAAGAAAAGAUUGUACAGCAACACUCAACAAUGGGUGGUGGAAAUCCUAGUCUUCAAUUAAAACCUUAUCAGUUGAAAGGUUUGGAAUGGAUGGUUUCGCUCUACAAUAACAAUUUGAACGGAAUUCUUGCUGAUGAAAUGGGUCUCGGAAAAACUAUUCAGACUAUAUCCUUAGUUACAUACCUCAUGGAAGUUAAGCAGAACAAUGGUCCAUAUUUAGUUAUUGUACCCUUAUCUACCAUUUCCAAUUGGCAGAUGGAGUUUGAUAAAUGGGGUCCUUCAGUUGUCAAGAUUGUUUACAAAGGAAACAAAGACGCUCGCCGUAGAGUCGAAAGUCAAAUUCGUCGAGGUUCAUUCAAUGUUUUACUAACCACUUACGAAUAUGUUAUAAAGGAGAAAACGUUACUUGGAAAGAUUCGUUGGAAGUAUAUGAUAAUUGACGAAGGUCAUCGUUUGAAAAAUCAUAACUGUAAACUCACUCUUAUGUUGAAUGGAUAUUUCCAUGCUCAGCAUAGAUUACUACUCACAGGAACCCCUCUUCAGAACAAGCUUCCUGAGCUCUGGGCUCUUUUGAAUUUCUUGUUGCCCUCUAUCUUCAGUUCGUGCGGUACAUUCGAACAAUGGUUCAAUGCCCCAUUCGCCACCACCGGAGAGAAGGUUGAAUUAAACCAAGAAGAAACUAUGCUUAUUAUCAGACGUCUCCACAAGGUUUUAAGACCUUUCCUCUUACGUCGUUUGAAGAAGGAAGUCGAAUCGCAAUUGCCGGAUAAGACCGAAUAUGUCAUCAAGUGUGACAUGUCUGCCCUUCAAAAGAUUCUUUACAAGCAUAUGAGAAAUGGUUUACUUAUUGACAGUAAGCAGUCUACUGGUGGCAGAGCCUUGAUGAACACCGUUGUGCACCUUAGAAAGCUCUGUAAUCACCCAUUCCUUUUCAAUACCAUUGAAGAUUCUUGCAUUGCUCUUUGGGGACAUGAAGCUACAGGACAAGAUUUGUAUCGUGUAGCAGGAAAGUUGGAGCUAUUGGAUAGAAUCCUACCAAAGUUGAAGGCUACUAAUCACAGAGUUUUGAUGUUCUGUCAAAUGACUUCCAUGAUGACGAUUAUUGAAGACUUCUUCAACUAUAGAGGUUGGAAAUAUCUUCGUUUGGAUGGUAGUACCAAACCUGACGAAAGAGGACAACUUUUGGAACUUUACAACGCUCCAAACUCGGAAUAUUUCCUCUUCAUGCUCUCAACUCGCGCCGGAGGUUUGGGUCUCAAUCUUCAAACUGCUGACACUGUUAUCAUCUUCGAUUCUGAUUGGAACCCCCAUCAGGACAUGCAAGCCCAAGAUCGUGCCCACAGAAUCGGUCAAAAGAGAGAAGUUCGAGUUCUUCGUCUUAUCACCGCCAACUCUGUAGAAGAGAAGAUUUUGGCUGCCGCUCGUUAUAAGUUGAAUGUCGACGAGAAAGUCAUCCAAGCCGGAAAGUUCGAUCAGCGAUCUACCGGUGCUGAGCGAAGACAAAUGCUCGAGCAAAUUAUCAGAGCUGAAUCUGAGGAUGACGAGGAAGAAGAAGUUCCGGAUGAUGAAACCGUCAAUCAGAUGAUCGCUCGCUCUGACGAUGAACUCGCUUUGUUCCAAUCUAUGGAUAUCGAUCGUCGUCGAGAAGAAUCAACUCAUCUUCACAGAAAACCAAGAUUGAUGGAAGAUAACGAGAUUCCUCCCGAUAUCAUUCAAAAGUCUGAUGAGUUCGAAUUGCUUGAGAAACAACAGGAAGAAGGAACAUUACCCAUGAAGGAUGAAACUCCUGGUCGAAGAAAGCGUAAGGAAGUUGACUAUUCUGCUGACUUGAUGACUGAUGAACAGUUCUUGAAACAAUUAGAGGAUGAGGAUGGCGAGGAAGAGGAAAAACCGCUGAAGAAGAAAAAGAGACGCGAGGAGGAGGAGGAAAAUAAGGAUAAGGAUACGGCUGCUCCUGAAAUCCUUGAAGUCAUGCGCAAAGUCUACAAAAAAGCAACUGAAUUCCGUACAUCUGAUGGAACUCUAGUGGCUGAGCCUUUCUUCGAGUUACCAUCUAAAAGAGAACUACCGGAUUACUAUGAGGUCAUUUCGAAGCCCAUGGAUCUCAACAGAAUCAAGAAGAAAUUGGACAAAGGAAAAUACAACUCCAUUGUUGAGAUGAGUGGUGACGUUGUUCUGAUGUGCCAGAAUGCCAGGAUUUAUAACGUUGACGGAAGUGAAAUAUAUAACCACUCACUUCUUUUCGAAAUAACUUGGAGAAGGUUGACGGGAAUGCCGGAAGAUGUCAACUCGCCAGUUUCUGCUCCUUCCCCGCCUAUGAAAACAGAAGUGAAAGAAGAGAAAGUCGAAAAGUAG
Molecule: messenger RNA, 3915 nt
Organism: Auanema sp. JU1783
Lineage: Eukaryota; Metazoa; Nematoda; Chromadorea; Rhabditida; Rhabditidae
Source: the annotation of a GenBank genome assembly